Molecule: messenger RNA, 1266 nt
Organism: Setaria italica (foxtail millet)
Lineage: Eukaryota; Viridiplantae; Streptophyta; Magnoliopsida; Poales; Poaceae
Product: ABSCISIC ACID-INSENSITIVE 5-like protein 5
Exons: 2
Coding region: 71-721 (216 amino acids)
Biological process (GO): positive regulation of DNA-templated transcription
Cellular component (GO): nucleus
Molecular function (GO): DNA-binding transcription factor activity
Source: RefSeq, a predicted model, not a curated record
UGCGUGCCCAAAACUAGCAAGCGCAGAGGCGCCACGCCAGCGAGCGAGCGAGCGAGCCAGGGGGGGAUCGAUGGCGGCCAUGGACUUGGAGGACGACGAGGACAUUUGGGGGAAAACCGCCAGCAGCCCGAGCGCGUCCCCGACGCCCCUCACCACGGCCGUGGUCGCCCCCUGCGGCGCCUUCAUCUCCACGCAGCUCAGCCUCAACUCCCGCCUCCAGCUCCUCUCCACAACCGCGGCCGCGGGCGGCUCCUCCCCUCCCCACUCCGUCGGCGCCGGCAUCUUCGCCGCGGACGGCCUCCGCCACCACGUGGGCCUCGGCGACGGCGGCGGCGGCGGCUUCCGCAAUGCGCCCGCGUCCCCGGCCCCCUUCUUCUCCGCCUACGGCCUCGACGCCGGCGGCGGCGUCGCGCCCAUCGACGCCGGCGCCGCCCGCAGCGCGCUCGAGGACGAGAUGUGCGUCGGCCCCGGCACGGCCUGGGCCGGCGCCGGGGUCGGCGGCUCCGACCGCCGCAAGAAGCGCAUGAUCAAGAACCGCGAGUCCGCGGCGCGCUCCCGCGCGCGCAAGCAGGCGUACGUCCGCGAGCUGGAGAGGGAGGUGCAGCUCCUGCAGCAGGAGAACGAGAGCCUCCGCGUCAAGUACGAGCAGCUGAGGGUGUCCGUGGAGGUGCCGGUGCCGGUGAAGAAGACCCUGCAGAGGAUGCCGUCCGCGCCAUUUUGAGGACGACGACGAGGACAUCGAUCGAUCGAUCCAUCGAAGCAGGCGGUUGGGUUGCUCUUCUCCUUUUGAGGCGGUAAUCAACAGUGAUUACAAGUAAGCGACUAAUUAGUGAGUGCUGCUACGACAACUGCUCACAUAAGCUCAUACUAAGCUCGCAACCAGUAGUACUCUACUCCUCUGCUUAGCUCGCCGUCCAUGUACAAGCACCAGGUCACGUUCGAUUUCGUCUAGGGCAUGUACUAGUAGCUUUUGCCUCAAUCGAUCUGUACAGUGGCAGCUGCCUAGCUAGAAGAGGGCUGCCUGCCUGCCUGCCAUGGCGGCGUGCUGCUGGCUGCUAUAUAUACCUAUGUCUAUAUGUGUGUAGCUUGUCGCGUGGGAUUAGGCGGAAAGAUGGCGAGCCUGCUUGUACAAAUGUGGUAAGUAUUGCUUCCUGGAACAAUGACAUUUCGGGUCGCAAGAAAGAACAAAUCCACGAAGCUGGUCUCCUCUGUUUUUUUCUCUCUUCUAUGAUAGAUACAUGGCGAAUGUUGUUGUUUACUCUUCCA